GUGGGAGUAUCCACAAUACUCGACUUCCUCCUGAACCUACCAAACCUGUUCAUGAUGACAAAGAUUUUGACAGCCUUUUUUCUUCUGACUGAUUAUGCCAUGCAAACUGCUAGCCUUUUUCAACAUGAUUUCUCAGAGUCAUUCUUGUGAAGUCCAUACUAAACAUAUCCACAAACACAUAUCAGGGAUGAAUCUCAAUCUAUGGCCAAAAGAGACAUCUUGACUGAGAACUCUAUGGAAUAGCUGCAAUAGUCAGUUUUUCAUCAUGUCUUAUUACAAGACACCAUAUGUUUAUCAACAUGUUCAACCAUCUAGUACCCGUGACACCUAUGUAGAUGAGACUUAUGAUCGUGGUUAUCAUGUCUAUUCAGGCGACACCACCCGUACAGGAUGGAGCACUUUUAGUGACAGUGAGUAUCACAGAGGAGAAACCUUGCCACUUCGAUCAGUUCCAACACCAGGACCUGCUGCUCCUGUUGACAGCCGCUACCGAGCCAUGCCACCUGUCAGGCAGCAGAAACCCAGGAUUGGCAACUUAGAACUCUUGAAUCCCAUGGAAAGUGAAGCUUUGCUGGAGCAAGGGCCUGUAAAGUUUGGUUCCAGCUGGGAAUCAAGGAACAUUCCUAAUGAUGAGCUGAACUUCAAGAACAUUGCCAACACAGAAGAGCCUGCUGGGGAACCACCAAAAGACAGAUUUAAUAUGGUCUACCUUAUCCUGAUGUUAUUUGGAACUGGUUCUCUUAUGCCAUGGAACAUGCAUGUAACUGCCAAUGCUUAUUUUGUGGACUUGAAGCUCAAUGUCAAUGAAUCUAACAUUCAGACAGAAGAUUUUAGAAGAAAUUUUCUCUCCUACCUUGGUGUUGCAUGUCAAGUUCCCAAUGUUUUGUGCAGUGGUUUGAAUCUUUUUCUGCAUACUGGGGGUGGAAACUUCACUAAAAGGAUUAUUAUCAGUUUAAUCAUCACUGUUGUCAUGUUCAUUGUGAGUGUGGCACUAGCCAUUUUGGACUCUUCUGACUGGCCAGGGCUGUUCUUCUAUAUAACCAUGGCCUCAAUUGUCCUGAUGAGUAUGGGCAAUGGUGUGUAUCAGAAUUGCAUUUAUGGACUAGCAGCUAAGUUGCCAAUGAAGUUCUCCAAUGCUAUUCUUGUGGGAACAAACAUUAGUGGAACUCUUGCUGCUUCUUUUAAUGUUCUGUCUAUUGCAGUAGUGCCAGAUCUCAGGACAGCAGUUAUAUACUCUUUUGUCAGUGCAAUUUUCAUUCUUCUCUUGGCUCUGGAUACAUAUUUUGCCCUUCCUUUAACACGUUUCUACAAAUAUUAUGACAAGUUAACAAUGAAAGCUCUUGUGGACAGGAAGUUGGUGGCAAGAAGCCCUCCUUAUUGGUUGAUUUUUAAACAGAUAUGGCCUCAGUGUUUCAACGUGUUUUUUGUUUUUUUUGUCACACUGACCAAUUUUCCAGCUGUUCUUAUUAAUAUUUUCCCAUUGGACCAAAAUUUCAUCCUUCCAACUACAUAUUUCACCCCAGUCACCUGUUUCUUGUGUUUCAACUUUUUUGCCAUGUUUGGGAACAUACUUGCAAACUGGAUCAGAUGGCCAGGACCUUGUUUCCUCUGGAUACCGGUGUUUUUGAGGUCACUGAUGAUACCAUAUUUCAUGCUUUGUAACUACAAACCUGACCACCGAGUCCUUCCAGUACUUAUCAACAACGACUGGGCCUACAUUGGCAUGUCUGUGUUUCAUGGACUGACCAGUGGCUACUGCAGUAGUUUGGCUAUGAUGUUUGUUCCAUGGUCUGUAGAAAGAGAACACACUACCACAGCUGGAAUGAUGGCUGCCUUCUUCCUCAUCCUUGGUGUCUUUUGUGGUGUUAACUUUUCUUUCUUCAUCUCCUGGUUGGUAGAAACUCGGUUGUUUUGAGAUUGACAACAAUGGAAUGUUGCAGCUAAGUAAUAAAAAUAUAAAUCAGUAGGUUUUAGGUGAAACUACUCUCCCAUGCUGGCAGAUAUAAUCUCUUGUUUUGUGACUUUAUUGAUUACGGUUAUAAUAUUUAAAACAAAGUCAACAUCCAUUGUAUAAGAAGCUCUAUGUUGGUUAAAUUGAACAUUUAUACAAAAAAGGAAGUUAUUAAUGAAUCAUUAGAAUGAAGAUUUAGGUUUUAUGCUUUUUUCUAUUCUUGUCAAUUUCUAAAUCACUUAAGGAAGAAAUUGCAUCAUUUAAUAUGUGGAAUUGAAAGGUCUUUUUACAGCAUCAAUUUUGUUUGAUAUUUGCUGCAAUUGAAUCAUGUUACUCAACAGUUUUUGAACUUGCAAAGUAUACCACAUUAAGAUGGUUCAAGGUUUGUCAGUAUAUUCAAACUGCCUACUUUGUCACUGGGAGAGACUUCAUGAAGUCUGGCACUUUCUCUGAAGCUAGGCCUUUACCAGACUUCUGAUGUAUCUUUGUAUACUCUGUUGAGCUACAGAUAGUUACUGAAUCAUCACUGUAUGCCAGUUUUUACUUUUCAAUGUUGUGUUAACUCUGAUUGCAGUUUGAUGUAUGUUAAGGUUAAUGUCAUAAUUUGUUAAAGAUAUUUAUUUGAGAUAUUGUGUUAAGCUUGUAUUUAGGUGACACCUUUAUAAUUGAGAAUUUUAAAUCAAUGUUUGAAUGUAUUCUUUAUAGAAUUUGAUUUGUGAAAUAUGUAUGGAAUUAUUGAUUAGGCUGUUAGAGAGUGUAUCUGUUGAGAGUCAGCAAGUUGUGCAUAAUUUUUACUGUGGUUAAUUAAUGUUUCAUAAAAAGUACAUGGGCUCAUCAUUAGCAAAUGGAAAGUUUUUUUGCACGAUGGCAUUGAUUAAAUUAUCUUUAGUCUUUAAACAAUUAAAAAAUAAGUAAAAACACUAAAUAAAGCAUUAUGAGAGAUUUCUGUUAAUAAAGUUUUUAUUUUUGGGUAUGAAGAAACUGAAGUUUUAGAAACAUUACUGUCAAGAUGUGUAUGUAUGGCUUUUUUAAGGGAUUUGAAUCCAGAGAAAAAAGCACUUCUCUAGUGUGUAGGUGUAGUGGUCUGUAAAAUUAUUUUUGGCUGUUUUGGGGUUACCAUACUUAAUUGAGCAACUUUUUUUUCUAGUGUAAAACCAUAAAAUAUAUAAAUAACAAAUUUCUGUGUUUUUCUACCCUUUAAAUGAUUUUUAGUGAAACAGAGGUGUAAGAAGGAGAUUGAGUUUCUCAUUCCUAUUUGACUAAGACAGUUACUCUGUACAGGUACACCAAAAAGUGGAUUUUAGUGAGCCUUAGACUUGUUGUUAACACCCAUAUUUUACUGGCCUUAUGCUUUGUCUUUUUAUUAAAAGUUAAAAUAACAUGAGUAAAUAGUUUCAUCUGAAGCUUAAUUCAUCAUGGACUUUUAAUAUGUAUGCUGUAGGUAAUUUCAUACCACGAAGAUCAAACUGAUGCAGCAAAGCACUAUUUCGCUAAUAAAUCACAUGAGGAUGACAUGUUUAAAGUAUGUGCAAUAUGAAUAAGAAUGGAAAGAAAGUUGUUAUGACAUAAAAUAUCAUGGACUUAGAGUAAAAAGUUUCAUCUCGAGCAAUUUGCUGACAUAUGUAGUUCCAUUUUAUCAAGUGAAAGAUACAAAGAUGAAGAAAAAAUGUUAUCUUCAAAAUGAAAGAAAGCAUAACUUAUUAUGAGGAUGGGUAGUAAUGUUAAUUAUAACAAUGAAGUUUGCAAUAACUUUUCCAAAUAUAAACUACCUUUCCAAUCUGAUUGUCUGUGUAAAUCUUGUUGAAGAUGUUCUUCCAAACUUUGAGUCUUGCUGGUGUACAUUUUUAAUUUAAUGUUAAGAAAGUGCAGGGCUGAGCUCAGCUCUAAUGAUUUUUGUUUUCUGUAAGCUUUCUUUCUGUCAUAAUAUUAACCCAUUCUUAGAUGUGAAGAUGUAAUGCUUUACAUAUUACAACCAAAUAAAUGUUAUCUGUGUAUUUUAACUUCUAUGGGAUAUUGACUGGUUACACAGUAAAAUUCUGUUUUGUAGUAAAUAAAUCAACAACUAUACUUAUCAUAUAUAAUGAAGUAGUUAAUAUUUUACCAAAUAUAAUAAACAUUCAGUAAUGUAAUGUCAGACUUUAGACACUUUUGUAUGUUUGAAUGUUAAAAGAUAAAUGCUACAUUCUUAUACAGAGUAACCUGAAGGCUGACUAUUAAUGAAAUAAUUUAAGUAAUAAUUUCAUGACUAAAUGUUUCUUCUAGGUGGAAAUAAAAACAUUUUGAAAUAAAAUCUUCUAAAGACUUACUUGCAUUAAAUACAAUAAUAGGGAUCCUGCAUUCAGAAAGCACUGAUGCAUACAGCCUCACAUCUGAAGUGGCCUAAUGUCAGUACAUUUUUUUUUUCUGUGCCACUCAAUCAUUCUCAAGAUAACAGCUGAUCACAAAAUAUCUCUGGUCACAUUCACUUCAGAAGAGUUUGAGCAUUUGAUAUAUUGUUUUUGAUUUAAGUAGAUAGUUUGUCCUUAUUGGAUGUUAAUGUUGUUUGAAUCGAAGCUAGAAAUUCAACUUCUGUGGCUUGAUUGAUGAUUUCUAGAACUCAAGCUAUAAAAUAUCAGUAUUAUUUUGUACAUAUAUAGUAAAAUAGAGUUCACUUCAAUUUAUCUUAAUUAUUUGUUUAUUUAUAACGACUGCAUAAGAAAGAAUAGGGGUGGGGUUGAAACAAGUGACUAUACAUGUGGGUGCUUUUUACAUCCUAGUCACAGUACACUUGAUGAAGUCAACCAUGCCUGAGACUACUUGAGAUACCCAGAACUUGAAAAAUAAGAAGCUUCUUGUUGCAAGUUCUUUUAGUUUCAGCUUUGAAUGUAGGAUUUAAUUUCAAGAACCUAUGAGUGAAAGCAAAGAAGAAUAUAUAUAAUAAUAUGUCAACCACACUAUAUCUGCUAUAUUCAGUGCCAAAGAGGACUUUUGCCCAAUGCCAAAGUUCAUUAGGCUGGCUGGAAUAUGACAGGUGUAGUAGUGAUCUAGACACCAUUUAUAUAAUCAGAUGCAUGAACAACAACUGUUAUGAUGCCAACUAGAUUAAAUAAGCAUAAUUAUUAUCAGUUUAUCUAUGGAAAUAAGUCAUUGUGAUCAAACUUCUGUGACUCUAAAUGAACCUGAUAAGGAUUAUCCUAUAAAUUAUUGUUUGAAAUAUAUAUUCUUUUGGAAUAUUUCAAUAGAAAUUUUCAAAUCUUAGAUUACAGUCUCUUUUUUUAUUAAUUGGGAUGCUUGUGAUACACUAGAACAAACUUUGAGUUUUUACAAGAGGGCUUAAAAUUACUUUUAGUUUAAUGAAUGAGAUCACCAUAAUCUAUCAUUUUAAACUUUUUCCAUUUUGUAUUCUUACCAUUGUUAUACAGUAUUCUUAAAAUGUACCUAUAUAUAUGUAGUGUUUAUAAGGAAGCUGGUGAUCAUAGAUUGUUGAUUAAUUUCAUGCCCUCUUCCACUGCAGCAAGUCAGGCCCAAAUUGCCACUCUAAUUGUAAAACGUUCUUGGUGAAACAUGCCUUUAAACACUCAUAGUUUCUACCUGACUUUUACAGGUAAACUUCUCACAAACUUUGAUUCACUUUAAACUUUGGCCUCACCCCACAGAUUUUGCUUCUCUCACCUGUGUUUCAGGAAAUUAUUUUUUAUAUCUCAAACAACAGUAUUUUGUAUGUUUUGCAAAAUAUAUCAUUUUUAUAUGAGAUAGACCUUUUCUUAGAGUUAUUACAAACCUACUUUUAUUGGUAUAGUAUUAUGGAUUCCAAGGAUACUUUAUUUGCAUUAUUACUAAUGCCUAUGUAGAAAUGCUCAUUCUGGGGAAGUUUAAGGCAUUUAUUUGUAUUAGAGUAUUUUACUGUGUUAUUUAUUUUAAUUUCAUUUUGUAGGCCAGUAAGCUUAUUUAUUCAAAAAGUAUGUAUCUUAUAUGGUUUAAUUUUUAUUAUUUUUACCUGUCAAUAGAAAAGUCAGAGUGAGUAGUGAAUAAGUAUUGUUUUUUAGUUCGAAAUAUAUAUUCAUUGAAAUUAGUGGUCACUGUAAAAUACAUUUAUACAGACUUGUUUACAGUGUUUGAUAUUAAAUAUUCAUUCUCAUAAACUCUACAUAAUUACCAAGAUUCAUCUAUAUAUCUCUAGAUCUUGUGAUAAAUUGCCUAAGGUAGUUUAACUUUUAAAUCUGGUAUCUUUCACAUUGACUUAGCUUUUAAGAUGACCUCAGAUGAACAAUUUUUUGUUUUUAUGUACAAAACCUAUCUAAGGAAUAGUCAUGCAGUUAAAUUAUUUUAAUUUGCAUUUUUGCAUAAACCCAACUAAUGUGUUUGUAGAUUAGUGCAUUUUUAUUUCAUAUAUAUAGCUUGUUAUUGUAAAAGUUAAAAAGUUUUGAAGUGGUUAAUGUAGUAAUAUGAUUAUCUAUAUUAUCCAGAACUUGCACAAUAAAAAUCAAUUUAUAUGUA
Messenger RNA from Limulus polyphemus (Atlantic horseshoe crab), 6427 nucleotides. RefSeq names its product equilibrative nucleoside transporter 3-like. Lineage: Eukaryota; Metazoa; Arthropoda; Merostomata; Xiphosura; Limulidae. Gene Ontology annotation, biological process: nucleoside transmembrane transport. The record is from RefSeq and is a predicted model, not a curated record. Gene Ontology annotation, molecular function: nucleoside transmembrane transporter activity. Gene Ontology annotation, cellular component: plasma membrane. Bases 266 to 1915 code for a protein of 549 amino acids. The transcript is spliced from 16 exons.